AUGGCGACGAUGCGAACCGCGACGACGACCGCGGGCGCGCGCGCGGGCGGACGACGCGCGACGGCGACGGCGCGGACGCGGCGGACGACGGCGUCGAGGGCGACGGCGCGGGACCUCGCGCAGGUGGCGCUGGAGCUGGACGGCGAGACGCUCACGGCGGCGGCGGCGGCGGUGCUGGGCCUCGGCGCGGGGUUGGGAAUCCCGAUCUUCUUCGUGCAGCAAGAGAAGCGGGAUAAGGAACGCUUGGAGGAGAUUCGGGAGCUGAAUCGGGCGACGCUCAAGGCGACUGGGGAGCAGAUGACGCCGGAGGAGAUCCAGGAACUGCGAGCGUCGCGGUACUUGGACCGACGAGAGUUUAAGGAUGAUGAUUAA
Molecule: messenger RNA, 372 nt
Organism: Ostreococcus tauri
Lineage: Eukaryota; Viridiplantae; Chlorophyta; Mamiellophyceae; Mamiellales; Bathycoccaceae
Product: unnamed product
Exons: 1
Coding region: 1-372 (123 amino acids)
Source: RefSeq, a predicted model, not a curated record